Messenger RNA from Clarias gariepinus (North African catfish), 1549 nucleotides. It is a transcript of the gene egfl7, whose product is annotated as EGF-like-domain, multiple 7. Gene Ontology annotation, cellular component: cell surface; extracellular region. The coding region runs from base 344 to 1255 and encodes 303 amino acids. Gene Ontology annotation, biological process: anatomical structure development. NCBI's taxonomy places the organism in Eukaryota, Metazoa, Chordata, Actinopteri, Siluriformes, Clariidae. The transcript has 9 exons. Gene Ontology annotation, molecular function: calcium ion binding; signaling receptor binding. The record is from RefSeq and is a predicted model, not a curated record.
CACACACAGUAUGAGUAAAGAAGAAGUAGGAUGCGCUCCGUGUAUAAAUGCCGGUCCGGGACUUUUAUAGGCUACACGCACUUUUAGACGUGUUUAGUUCAAAAGAAAAGAAUUUCAACACACUUUCGGCUGUGCGUUUGUGGAAGAUUUGGAUUUAGCCCGGGAAUACACGCUCCGCGAGGCGCGAGACCGGCAGAAGCACUCAUACAAUAGCUGUGAUAUCUGGAAAAAGGACUCUUUCUGCCGGAGGCACCACAGAUUCCACAUUGAUCAAGAGACAGAAAGAAAGGAAGAGAGUGUUUGCGAGAACGGCAACGCCUGUGUGUGUGAAAAAGGGGGAGAGAUGUAUGGCACAGUCAUACUUUCUUCUUUUCUUUUCUCCCUCCAUGCAAGUUGCACUAUACAGUUGCACGGACAUCAUGGGAGGAGAGUAUGUUCUGGGAAAGCCAACAAAGUGGUAUCCAGUACAGAAUCCUUCCUACAGCCUGUACACAAACCCUACCUCACCACAUGUCCCAACCAACGCAUCUGUAGCACAUAUAAGACCGUGUAUAAAGUCUCUUAUAGACAGGUGAGCCGGCUAGAACAUAGCUCCCACAUCUACUCAGAAUGCUGUCCAGGUUGGCGGCGUGUUCACUCACUCAACUGUAAUCAUGCAUUAUGUGUGCAGCCAUGUCUUAAUGGUGGAUCCUGCACAAGGCCAGAUCACUGUGCCUGUCCCAUUGGCUGGACAGGAAGCUACUGCCAGAUAGAUGUGAAUGAGUGUAAGGGGGGACAUGGUUGCAGUCACCAGUGUGUGAACUCUGCAGGAAGUUAUCAGUGUGUGUGCGCUGAUGGAUUCCGUCUGGCUGAAGACAGACGAUCUUGUCUAAGCCUUUGUGCUCUUCCUCUUCCUCCUCAUACAACUGUAGCCAGCCAGCCUGAAGUAGACAAUCACCUAUCCACAAAUAACAGUAGAGGUGGAGAGGAAGGGCUGGUGGCUAAUGUUACAGAAGAGGUCCAGAGACUCAGGAAUAGAGUACAGCUGCUGGAGCAGAAAUUGGAGAUGGUUCUCGCACCAUUUUCCACACUCUUUCCUCCAGAGGAGGACAUGACCAACACAAAUGGUUUCCUGUUAGACAGGACGGAUUUCCUGUCAGACCAGACCAACUUCCUGUCACACUCACUGCGACAGCUGGACAGAAUAGACUCUCUCAGUGAGCAGGUCAGCUUCCUGGAGGAGCGUCUUGGAUCAUGCUCGUGCCAAGAAAAUUAGAUGAUCAACAGAUUGUGCAACAAAGCAUACCUGCAACACACAACUAAACACACCCUACCUUUAACUUCGGGAGAAAGAACGCUUAACCAGCCCUGGAAUCUGCACUAGUGUGGGCAUGUUACAAACUUGUAAUGUUUAACACUGACUCACCAGACCAUCUUUAAAUAUACUCUGUGACCCAAGUACUGUAUAUAAGUAGUAAGUAUGGACACCUGACCUUUACAUUGAUAUAAGUGUGCUGAAAAUCCCAUUCCAAAAACAUGGACAUUAGUAUUGAGUGCCCCUUUACAGCUA